CAACAAGCGGGCUGCCACCUGUCGGGUUUGUUCUGCUGGCUUUGCAUCAGUUUUACAUGAUAUACUUGCCACGAGCAGCACGACCAUCAUCUCAUAAUCUCUUCCCACCUUCCUCGCUCCAUAUCCCUUCCCUCCUCAUUAUUUGCACAUGGGAUUCAAGUUCCUGCGAAGAGCCCGUGCCGCUAUCAAGAAGAAGAUUCCUUUUGUUAAGAUGAUAGUCAUGCCGCAUCCUGACCUUCCGCGUAGUUGGUAUGAGCAACAACGAGAAUCGUGCUGCUCAUCGCGGCACUGCACGCCCGCGAAUACCCAAGGAUGGUGGAACGAGAAUCACGGCCCCACGUAUCAUUAUCCACGAACGGAUUCCUUCAUCCGCCAAGGAACGUCAUGGAGACACGAUAGUGAACCUGACCACGAACAUGACAGGGAGGCCGCAAAUUGGAUUAUCGAACGAUGCGUCGAGGAAGCAUGUCAUUUUCGGACAGAACCUGAUUCAGUGGCUCCCAUAGCACGCCUGAGGAGCCCACGACUGCCAGUCGAACUGCAUGACUGGAAAUACAAGUAUGCUCCGAAUCUGCUUGACAAAUCGACUGGGCUUGAAGACGCCCAGCAACCGCCCUGCUCAUGUGCGAGUUGCCAAGCGAACACAGAGGAUUACACACACGAUUCCCACUCAGACGCCGAAGACUCCGAUUUAUCACAAGAGCAGCCAUUAGGGAGCCACCUUGACCACUCGGAGUGUGACACAUUCGUCGAUGAGGAUUUGGAGCAGUUACCGACCGCAGUAGAAGCCUCCUCCGAUAUGCAGCGCACGAACCGCAGUGAAGCGAAAGCGAGGAAAUCAGAAGGGAGGCAUCGUAGCCAAUCGUUCUCUAAGCAACGGAGGCAUACACCAUAUCGUGUGUCUUCAGGAUAUCGUCGAACAUUCCGUAGCCGCGGAGGACGAGGCGCAGAGUCUUUCUUCCGCGUGCCAGCAAGUGCGAUGAGCCAUAGCACACGUACUGACAAGAAGCUGGACUCCGACAGGUCAAGAGGAUGGUAGGCGACCAUUCGAGCCGUGGCCUCAUGUUCACACGUAUGACUUCCUUUCACCAUCAUGAACACCGCAAGAAAAAAGACUAGCCACCUCCUUCUUCACCACCAAAAACACGACAAAAAGAGAGUAAUUUUUAGCUAUGCUUUCUAUCUCCAAGUUGAACGAGAGGACUUACGCACUAUGCCAUAUCGAUAUGCUCUCUUCCUUUUCUUAUGCAGUUUGGAACGCGUUGCUGUAUUUUGUGCGGAUAUAUGCCACGACACUCACGGUAGCCCAGCGUUAUGAUGAACGAUUUCUACGAAGAAACGAAGAGAAAUUGCAUUCCGGACCAUCCACCAGAGGCAUCGAGGGUAGUUAGAAACCGAAGUGGUAUCCAGAUUAGAUCAAGUAUGAUUCUGCAUGGUAAAUGGUUGUUUCGCUAGAUGUGUUCAUUAGCGAUGACAAUGCGGUGGGUUCGAGCUAGGGGAUCAGCCCAUCAUUUUCGAGGCGAUGGAAUGCGAAG
Messenger RNA from Laetiporus sulphureus 93-53, 1535 nucleotides. RefSeq lists its product as uncharacterized. Bases 149 to 1039 code for a protein of 296 amino acids. The transcript is spliced from 4 exons. The record is from RefSeq and is a predicted model, not a curated record. NCBI's taxonomy places the organism in Eukaryota, Fungi, Basidiomycota, Agaricomycetes, Polyporales, Laetiporaceae.